AUGUCUCUGGGACGUACCUUCAAGCUGAACUCGGGCUACGAGAUUCCUGCCGUUGGCCUCGGCACUUGGCUCUCCAAGCCCCACGAGGUCGAGAAUGCCGUUGAGACUGCCCUUCGCAAGGGAUACCGUCACAUUGAUGCGGCGGCUUGCUACCAGAACGAGAAUGAGGUCGGAAAUGGCUGGAAGAAGUCGGGUGUGCCCCGCGAGCAGAUCUUCAUCACUAGCAAGCUAUGGAACACCCAUCACCACCCCGACCACGUCGAGGAAGCCCUCAACAAGACCCUCGCAGACCUCCAGACCGACUACCUGGACCUGUACCUGAUCCACUGGCCCGUCGCCUUCGCCCACACCAAUGAAACCCUUACGCCAACCGACCCGGUGACCAAGCGCUUCCAAAUAGCCGAUGUCCCGGUUGCCGACACCUGGGCCGUCCUGGAGAAGCUUGUUGCAGCGGGCAAGAUUCGGAGUAUCGGUAUUAGCAACUUCACCAUCCAGGCGACCAAGGACUUGCUGAAGACUGCGAAAAUUCCUCCUGCUGCUAACCAGAUCGAGGCUCAUCCUUAUCUGCUCCAGCCGGAGCUGUUUAAGUUUUUGAAGGACAACAAUAUUCUUCCAGUGGCUUACAGCCCUCUCGGAAACAACAUCUACAACCUGCCUCGUGUUGUCGACGACCCGACGGUCGUGGAGGUUGCGAAGAGACUGAACAAGGACCCCGCUAGCUUGUUGAUCUCGUGGGCUGUCCAGCGGGGCUCCUCCGUGCUGCCCAAGAGUGUCACUCCAUCACGCAUUGAGAGUAACUUCCAAGAUUUCGUCAUUCCCGAUGCCGAAUUCGAGGCUUUGAACAAGCUGGACAGGAACGAGCGAUACAACUAUCCCUUCCGCUGGGGUAUUGAUGUGUUUGGUGAACUUGGUGCUGCUGAGGCGGAGCGACGCGCUGAGGAGCAUGCUGCUAAGUUGAGGGAGAGCUCUUAG
Molecule: messenger RNA, 972 nt
Organism: Penicillium argentinense
Lineage: Eukaryota; Fungi; Ascomycota; Eurotiomycetes; Eurotiales; Aspergillaceae
Exons: 7
Coding region: 1-972 (323 amino acids)
Cellular component (GO): cytosol
Molecular function (GO): aldose reductase (NADPH) activity
Source: RefSeq, a predicted model, not a curated record